UGCUCGCAUUUCUUAAAGCAAAGCAUUACAAAAAUCAACGUAGAAACAUGUCGUUGACUAUCACCAAAGAUGUUUCGACUGCUGAGCUCAAGGAUUUGAGCACCGUGCGCAACGAGCAAAAGGAGCUGAAUCUUGCGCCAGUGCAUCGCUUGAAUGUCAGCUAUGCGACGGCCACAUUUGGCAUGGGCUGCUUCUGGGGCGCCGAGUCGCUGUAUGGCGCAACGCGGGGAGUCCUACGCACCACUGUGGGCUAUGCCGGCGGCAGCUCCGAAUUGCCAACGUACCGUAAAAUGGGUGAUCACACAGAGGUGCUGGAAAUUGACUAUGAUCCCACGGUGAUCAGCUUCAAGGAGCUGCUGGAUCUGUUCUGGAACAAUCACGAGUACGGCCUGACCAAGCCCAUGAAGCGACAAUAUGCAUCGCUGAUACUCUACCAUGACGAUGAACAGAAACAGAUUGCUGAGGCCUCCAAGCUGGAGGAGCAGGAGCGUCGUGUGCCCGAGGUGAUUACCACGAACAUUGCGCCCAAGGAGAACUUCUAUGCGGCUGAGGACUACCAUCAGAAGUACAGACUGCAGGGUCACAAGGACCUGGCCGCAUCUCUCAAUCUCAACCAACAGCUGCUGCAGACCAGCUACGUGGCCACCAAACUGAACGGCUAUCUCGCUGGCGUCGGCGGCAUUGAACAGUUCAAAUCGGAGGUGGAAACGCUCGGAUUGACGCCCACUCAGCGCCAGUACUGCAAUUACCACAUUGAACAGAACGAGGGUCAGGGUCUCUACUGCUGACCCAGCUAUAUAGAUGUUAAGCGUAAAUCUUAUACAUAGGGGGGUACAUACUACAAAUAAUUUUAAAUCAUGUCCUUGAAUAUCCUUUUCUGUUUUGUGUCUGACAAAAUGUGUAUUACUUAAUCUUAGACGAAUAUUAUGCUAAUAAUU
Messenger RNA from Drosophila novamexicana, 938 nucleotides. It is a transcript of the gene MsrA, whose product is annotated as peptide methionine sulfoxide reductase. The coding region runs from base 48 to 788 and encodes 246 amino acids. Lineage: Eukaryota; Metazoa; Arthropoda; Insecta; Diptera; Drosophilidae. Gene Ontology annotation, molecular function: peptide-methionine (S)-S-oxide reductase activity. The record is from RefSeq and is a predicted model, not a curated record. The transcript is spliced from 4 exons.